This is a messenger RNA of Drosophila arizonae, 1935 nucleotides long. It is a transcript of the gene Ntl, whose product is annotated as Neurotransmitter transporter-like. Gene Ontology annotation, cellular component: plasma membrane. The record is from RefSeq and is a predicted model, not a curated record. Gene Ontology annotation, molecular function: amino acid:sodium symporter activity. NCBI's taxonomy places the organism in Eukaryota, Metazoa, Arthropoda, Insecta, Diptera, Drosophilidae. Gene Ontology annotation, biological process: sodium ion transmembrane transport; nitrogen compound transport; amino acid import across plasma membrane.
UUAUUUUUUGUUCUUAUUUGUUGAGUGGUUUCACAGAGUGAACCGUUGCAGACCAGAAUUUUGCUAACUUUUAUACCAAAAAGAAACAUGUUCAAAGAUAUUAUUGAAAAUUAAAAGUGUAAUCGUGGAAUGAAACGUACAGAAGCGGAAAAGAUCCAGCCAACAGCGAAAGAGAAGAGAAUCAAGCGCGAUGCGCAACGCGGCUAUUGGGCAUCCAAAACAGAGUUCGUACUCACUCUCAUCGGCUAUGCCAUUGGCAUUGGCAAUGUCUGGCGAUUUCCCUACCUCUGUUAUCGCAGCGGCGGUGGUGCAUUUCUCGUGCCAUACACGCUGAUGGUGAUUCUAUGCGGCAUUCCAUUAUUUUAUAUGGAAGUGCUGAUCGGUCAAUUCUCAAGCACCGGCUGUACCAGUAUGUUCCGUCUGGCUCCUUUACUAAAGGGCACUGGCAUCUGUAUGAUGAUUGUGAAUAUGUAUUGUGUAUGCUACUAUUCUGUUAUCAUCUCGUAUCCCAUACGCAUGUUAUACUAUAGCUGUUGGAAGACAGUGCCCUGGAUAAACUGUGAACAGUCGUGGAAUUCGAAAAACUGCACUAAGAUUGAGGGCGUGAAUAAUACGACUGAUAAAUUCGUCACGCCAGCCGAUGAGUUCUUUCAUCUGGAAGUCUUGCGCAUCUCGAGCAGCAUUGCUGAACUUGGUACCAUUGUGUGGGAGCAGUUGAUUUGCUUACUCAUCACAUGGAUCAUAAUAUUCGCAUGUGUGGUGCGAGGCAUAAAAUCGGUGGGCAAGGUGGCUUAUUUUACAGCACCGUUUCCCUAUGUACUGCUGACUAUACUUUUCGUCCGUGGCGUCACCUUGCCCGGCGCCGCGACUGGCAUCAAGUUCUUUUUCUAUCCGGAAUGGCAUCGCCUGCUUGACUUGCGCGUCUGGUCGGAUGCGGCCGUACAAAUGUUUUUUGGCCUCGGCCCUGGCUGGGGCGGCAUCAUCAACAUGGCCAGCUUCAAUCGCUUCCACAACAAUGCCAAAUUCGAUUCCAUUUUGGUCGUAAUGAUCAAUGUCUUCACUAGCAUUUACGCCGGCAUCGUGGUCUUUUCCGUGUUGGGCUUUUUAUCGAAAAUGUCGGGUAAAUCUGUGAGUACAGUGGCUACCUCUGGCGCUGGACUCGCCUUUGUCACAUAUCCCGAAGCAAUUGCCAAGAUGCCCAUUCCACAACUAUGGGCAUUUCUGUUCUUUAUAAUGCUCUUCCUCCUGGGCAUUGACAGUGUGUUUGUUCAGCUGGAGGCUAUUACAACAUCCAUUCUGGAUGAAAUCCAAGUGCUGCGUAAAUACAAGUUAACGCUGACCACAGCCUUGUGCAUCUUCUCCUUCGGCUGUUCGAGUAUUAUGUGCACCAAUGCUGGCAUGUAUAUAUUGCAACUAUUCGAUUGGUAUUCAUCGGCUUUGUCGAUUAUUGUCAUUUGCUUGGUGGAGAUUAUUAUGAUUAUGUACAUCUAUGGCAUAGAUAAUUUCUUAACAGACGUCGAGUUCAUGUUGGGUAAGCGGCCGAAUCUUUUCUGGAGGAUUAGUUGGAAGUAUAUAACGCCUAUAGUUUUAAUCUUUAUUCUGCUGACCAGUAUUAUAUUUCUAAGAGAAAUCACGUACAACGGAGUCAAGUAUCCAAAGUGGGCCGUCGCGCUGGGCUGGCUUAGUUUUGUGUCCUCGAUUAUAUGGAUACCGCUGUACAUAUUCUUUAUUAUGAUCCUCAAGCGCAACACGUUGUGCAGUAGCCUGAAAAGGCGAAUGAGGCCACUGGACUGGACACCAGCGGAUCCGCAAGAUCGUGAGGAAUACGAAGCCUUCAGACGACAACGGAGAGCACCUAAAUUUAUGACAGAGUCAGAGGCAGAAGGCCCGGCGACAGCUGAGAAGUAACAAAUCUGUAAUAUUAUUUGUAUUUGC